Messenger RNA from Cryptomeria japonica (Japanese cedar), 756 nucleotides. RefSeq lists its product as uncharacterized. The record is from RefSeq and is a predicted model, not a curated record. Lineage: Eukaryota; Viridiplantae; Streptophyta; Pinopsida; Cupressales; Cupressaceae. The transcript has a single exon. The coding region runs from base 1 to 756 and encodes 251 amino acids.
AUGGCCUCUCGAGAGGUUGUCAAGAAGUAUAUUUCUUGGGAGGUAAAUAAUGGGGAAAAUGCUGAGUUUUGGUCAGAUUCUUGGAAUGAGCAGGUGCCUUUAGGUAUUGAGGAGAAAUUUAAGGAAAUCAAAGAUAUUACUGAUCGUGAGUGGGGGUCGAAGGUGGCUGAUGUCAUAAAUGCUAUUGAGAUAUUCUCUAGGAAAGGCAUAUGGAAAGAUCUGGCUACUCUUCCUCUAAGUAGGUCUCAGUGUAGGCUUCUGAGUAGUAUUUUGCAACAAAGGACGGUUUAUGUGUCAGAUAAGGCCGAUAAACUAUUUUGGGUGCCUUCUAAAGAUGGGUGUUAUUCCAUUAAAGAGGGCUAUAGGGCUCUUCAAUGUAUGGAGGAGAGUCGUAUAAAGAGCAGGGUGUAUUCAUUAUGCUGGAACAACAUUGUGUUGCCAAAAGAAGGAUGUUUUGCAUGGUUGGCGGUUAGGAAAAGGAUUUUGACAAGUGAUAAACUUGUUAAGUUAGGUAUUGUGCAACCAUUUAAAUGCUCUUUAUAUGGUAUGUAUGAUGAGACAGGAGAUCACUUACUUUUAAGAUGUGAUUUUGCUCAGCAAUGUUGGGCUUUUGUGUGUGAAAAACUUGAUUUUCCAAUACCAUUCUCGGAUAAGUUAUGGAAUUUGUUUGAAUCGUGGCCUACAAUAAAUUCAAAUUCUAUGUUUGCUGGCCUUUGGAAAUGUAUUCUUGCGGCGGUUGUGUGGGCUAUUUGGUGA